Messenger RNA from Sparassis crispa, 372 nucleotides. Its product is annotated as Tropomyosin-2. NCBI's taxonomy places the organism in Eukaryota, Fungi, Basidiomycota, Agaricomycetes, Polyporales, Sparassidaceae. The transcript has 4 exons. The record is from RefSeq and is a predicted model, not a curated record. The coding region runs from base 1 to 372 and encodes 123 amino acids.
AUGGAAAGAAUUAAGGAGCGCCUUCAAUCCAUCCGAGCAGAGGCCGACAAAUCUAUUGCCCGUGCUGAGGAGGCAGAGGCAAAGAACAAGAAACUAGAGCAGGCACUCCUCGAAAAGGAGCAGCUCAACCAGAGUCUGCAGAAGAAGGUCGAGAUUCUUGAAACAAAGCUUGACACAUCGGAUGCAUCCUCAAAAGAUACAAAGGAGAAGCUAAGGCAGCUCGAUAUCAGGGCAGAGCACCUUGAGAAACGUGUAGUACGGCUGGAGCAAGAACGUGACGAAAUCGAGAAGAAGUAUGAGGAUGUACAGGCAAAAUAUACCCAAUCCAAGAACGAGAUGGCCGAGCUUGUCGCCAGCAUGGAAAACCUAUGA